Molecule: messenger RNA, 2928 nt
Organism: Bactrocera latifrons
Lineage: Eukaryota; Metazoa; Arthropoda; Insecta; Diptera; Tephritidae
Product: probable ATP-dependent DNA helicase DDX11
Exons: 5
Coding region: 112-2721 (869 amino acids)
Biological process (GO): establishment of sister chromatid cohesion; nucleobase-containing compound metabolic process
Cellular component (GO): nucleus
Molecular function (GO): DNA binding; hydrolase activity, acting on acid anhydrides, in phosphorus-containing anhydrides; ATP binding
Source: RefSeq, a predicted model, not a curated record
CACAAACACAGAGAAAGAUAUAAAACUGGCGGGCGGGCAUUUUUAUAUUUAAUUUAUGUUUCGAACUAAAAAAAAUCUUUUUAAUGAACACUUCAAUAAAUAAAGUCAAAUAUGUUUUCGCCUAAAAAAUGUUUAGAUGCUCCAAAUGAUUAUGAAUUUCCAUUUACUCCUUACGAAAUACAGAAGAAGCUAAUGGAAGCCGUUUACGAUACUUUGACCCAAAAGUCGAUUGGUAUAUUUGAGAGUCCAACAGGAACAGGAAAAUCAUUGACUUUAACAUGUUCUGUUUUGAAAUGGAUUGAAGAUCGUGAGAAUUUGGAGCGAAAAGAAUUGGCAGAACGUAUUUCCAACCUGGACAUAGAAGUUAAACGUAUUGGGAGUACAGUUGAUGUGGUGGAAGAUUGGAUAACUGCCAGCUAUGAAGCUACGGAGAAAAAGAAACAACUUGUCACCCACCGCCGUUUCCAAAAAUUAUUGCAGUUACAUCAUGAUACAUUAAAAGAAAUGUAUGAGCGUCAAAUAGAUUUUCAAAAAGAACGCCGGAAUAAUAAUUCGAAAAAAAUGGUAGUAGAAACCGAUUUAAACGCUGAGGAUAAAUUGACUGAUAUCGUURAUUGGGAUGAGCGCUCUGGGAAUUUUGAUAGGCAUGACCAAGAUAACCACAAUGAAGAAGAUAAAUAUCGUCCCAUUCAGGUAUUUUUCUGCAGUCGAACUCAUUCACAGCUAGCGCAAGUCGUACGAGAAGUAAAACGCACGCCAUACGGCCGAAGAAUACGAUGUGUGUCCUUAGCAUCCCGUCAGCAAUUAUGUAUAAAUCCGCUAGUGAAAAAAUUGCCUAACGUAAGUCUCAUGAACGAAAAGUGCUUAGAUCUGGUUCCAAAAAAUAAAGAAGGCAAAGAGAACGUAGGGACGAAAUGUUGUAAAUAUCGCAAAGUUAAUUUGAUGCAGAAUCUAAGCGAAACUGCUUUGUUUAAUAUAAUGGAUAUCGAGGAGUUGGKGAUGGAAGGUGAAUCAAUAAAUGCGUGCCCUUAUUACGCGGCAAGAGAAGCUGCGAAGUCAGCACAACUUAUAAUGCUCACAUAUCAAAUGCUUCUGCAUCGGCAGACGCGUCUCCAGGCAGGCAUCGAUUUGCGAGGUGCCAUUGUGAUUAUAGACGAGGCACACAAUUUGCUAGAUACAAUUGCUCAUUUGCAUAGCUGCGAAUUGACUUUGCAACAGCUAWUAUUAGUACAACAACAACUUACUACGUAUAAAAUGCGGUACUUAAAACGGUUCAGUGCAGUCAGUUUACUUAAAAUCAACCAACUGAUAUUCAUUGUAAAACGACUUGUAAAAAUACUGCAAACUGACGCACCUGUCUCUGCAGGAAAAAUGUUGCCAAUUUCUAGAGUUCUUCGCACAUACGAACUUACUGCAGAAGCUGAAUUUUAUAACAUCGACUUAUUUGCUUUACUACAGUUUUGUGAUAAAUCCCGACUUGCCCAAAAAUUGCAAGGGUUUUCCGAAAAGCCAGAUCUUUCAAAAGCAUCAGUAGAUGAACACUUGGAAAGUUCAGCUACAAAACAACUCCUUAAACAAAUUGAGACUUCACAACAAAAUAAUCUUAAGAAUAAAACUGCCUUUGAAAAAAUAGAUAAUGUAAAUAACGUAAAUAAUCAAAAAAGUUUAAAUACYGUAACACCAAAUAGCGCACCCUUCCGCGCUCUCCUCACGUUUAUUCAAUCAUUAACUGAAAAAGCGGAGGAUGGACGUGUUGUUGUAAGGGUCGAUGGAACUAGUGUUGUCAGCAACAGUACGCUUAAGUACAUUUUAUUAAAUCCUGGCGCCCACUUCGCGGAUGUUAUCCAAGAUGCUCGCUCUAUAAUUGUGGCUGGAGGCACAAUGCAACCGACCAGAGAAUUGACCGAGCAAUUAUUUAGCGCAUGUCCCAAUCGAGUUCGGGAGCAUUUUUAUGAUCACGUAGUGUCAUCCGAUGCAGUACUACCUCUAAUAGUUGCACAAGGACCAACAGGACGCCGUCUUUGUUUCAAUUAUACUGAGCGCAGUACUAAAGAUAUGCUUACCGAAUGUGGCAUGAUUAUUCAAAAUGUUUGCAAUGUAAUACCCGCAGGAAUUAUCUGCUUUUUUCCUUCGUAUGAAUAUUUAGACCUGAUAUAUAAUUAUUUGCAAAAGUGCGGCAUAUUGGAGAGAAUUGCGACGAAAAAACUUGUAUUUUCCGAGACUCGUACAGSUGAGGCGGCRGGCUCGUCGGUCGAUAAGCUUUUAAAUGACUACAGUGCGGCGAUAAAAGCGCAAAGUGGUGGUGGAGCGCUUCUUUUCAGCGUUGUCGGAGGAAAAUUAAGUGAGGGUCUUGACUUUGCAGAUGAUCUGGGAAGGUGUGUUAUUGUCGUGGGCAUGCCUUAUCCAAAUCGACAAUCUGUUGAGUUACAGGAGCGUAUGCGGUAUUUAGAUGAGACACUGGGCUCAGGCAACGGCAAUGAAUAUUAUGAGAAUCUUUGCCUGAAAGCGGUUAAUCAAUGCAUCGGAAGGUCUGUGCGGCAUAUCAACGAUUACGCUUGCGUUUUGCUUUUGGACGAGCGGUAUUGCAGGGCUGAUAUUCAAGCGAAGUUGCCACAGUGGAUAACACGUAGCUUGCAGAUUCCAAAAACUUUUGGCGCAGUACAAGCGGCAAUGGCACGAUUCUUUAAAAAUAUUAAAUCUAAAAAAUUGGAAACGGUAUAAUAUUAGAUAUAAUAAUCUUUAUCAGUAUUACAGUCUUAAUAUUACGUGUAAAAGCUGUAUUAUAGUAUUAUUCUUUAUAAAUUUUCGUAAUUUUCUUCGGUAAUUUUAUAUUGUUUUUUGUCGUUAUACUGUCUUAAAAUCAUUGAACAUUUUAAAGGAGAGAAAUUUAAYGGUAUUCAUUAUCAGUUCAUUUGUACAUGGAAGUAA